UGGGUAUAGGCUUAGAAAACUCUGUGGGAGGUUGCGGGCCUUGCCGGCGUUUCCCAUCACCUGUAAAAGAAAAAAAAAGCCGCAUACAAAGUAACGAGGGUGCUGCUAUGAUUUUAUGGCUAACGGUGAGCUGUAGUAAACUGCUAAGGAGACUUAAGUAUCCCGAGCAUACGCUGGGCUGGAUGGCAGCCAGGUUAAGAAACAAGAAACGCUGGCAAACCAAGGCAGCGGGCGGGCAGGUAAGCGCGGGUGGCCCCAAAGGAUGGCAGCGACCCUGGGAAGGCUCACGGACGUCGUAGUAGCCCCUUGGCACGAUGAACGCAGAUGCCGUUGGCCGGUGGAGUGUGUUUUCUUAAGUGGGAAAUCACGACACCGCUGUAAAUUCCCCUGUGUAACCAAGGCAGGCAGAUACCAUUUGUUGCCUUUCUUGCUCCUGUCUUUGAUAGCACCUGCUGGGGCUACGGUGUGUAUCUGAGUUUGGCCGAGUUUUGUACGUUACUUACAUAUAGGUGCAGCUAUUUUGUAAAUAAAAUUACUGAAUAGAACCUGCACAGAAGACACAUGAAAAUUCAUGGGUUAUAACCUAUAUUAAAGGAAUAUUCAGCCAAACACCAAACUGACUUGCUGUGUGAUAAAUCCGUUGGGUGCUGUCAGCGUCAAGAAAGCGUACGCCAUUCUAUAGUUGUUCUUUUUCUUUUUUCAGAUUUUCCCUUUGUGUUUGGGGAGCUGCAACUGUUACUGCUUUGUGUGGGGAUGCUUUGUCAGAGCGUGCUGCACACACGUUUGUGAAAUAAAGUGUGAGCCCUGAAGAGCUCAAGUGAAAAUCUGGAAAUAAGAUUUAGCUGUUGUUUUAGAACCAGCAGAGGGAGCACCACAUUCUCUUUUUAAAAGGAAAAACAUUAUGGUUUGCAGAAUUCUUGGGGUUUUACAUAUAAGCCACACAUGCAUGCUUUGGUUGAAAGUUUUACUUAUUUGAAGACUGAGAAUAGACUUUGAUAUUAUAGUACGCUGUGAGAAUGUUUGUCGGUUUUACUUUGCUGUAGUAACCUUUUUUAAACAUUCACUUUGAAGCCAACAUGUCUCGAGAGACCGGAAGUGAAGCACAGCAGUCUCAAGGUACCCAACCGUCACAGAGUGGUACCAGUUCCUCCUCCGGUGGGUCACAGAGUACUAGUCAGUCUUCCUCAAGUUCUGGGACCCUCAGUUCUUUGGACACUGUUCCCACGCAGGAGCUUCCCUCAAUCCCUGAGGACCCAGAAUCUGAAGAGCUUGUUCCCCAGCCUUGGGGUCGACUCUUUGCACUUGGAAAAGGUUUCAGCAACUGUGACUGCGUGAAUGAUGAACACUGGUUUGGAAGAGACAAAAGCUGUGAUUAUAGUUUUUCUAAGCUAGGAUUGUCUGAGACUGGCUUCUACCAAAACUAUAGCAAGAAGCAUUUCCGAAUUUUCAGGGAAAUGGGUCCAAAAAAUUCUUAUGUUGCCUACAUUGAAGACCACAGUGCAAAUGGAACUUUUGUUAAUAGAGAGCUCAUUGGAAAAGGGAAGAGGCUUCCACUGACUCACAACUGUGAAAUUGCAUUGUCUAUACAGACUAAUAAGGUGUUUGUAUUUUCUGAUCUUAUGGUGGAUGAUCAGUUGGUGUUUCCUAGAGAAUUCAGAGAGAAAUAUAUCAUGUCAAAGACACUGGGAAGCGGUGCCUGUGGAGAAGUCAAACUGGCAUUCGAGAAGAGCACUUGUAACAAAGUUGCGGUAAAGAUAAUCAAUAAACGGAAGUUUAUGACAAGUGGCAUUAGAGAGGCACCUUGCUUAAUCAAGAUCAAAAACUUCUUUGAAGCAGAGGAUUACUACAUUGUUUUGGAACUGAUGGAAGGAGGAGAAUUGUAUGACAGAGUGUCAAGGCCAAUCAAGAUGAAAGAAGCUACCUGCAAGUUGUAUUUUUAUCAGAUGCUGCUGGCUGUAAAGUAUCUUCAUGACAAUGGAAUUAUACACCGAGAUCUAAAGCCAGAGAACGUGCUACUUUCAUCUUCUGAUGAGACAUGUCUUAUAAAGAUUACAGAUUUUGGACAAUCCAAGAUUCUUGGAGAAACUUCUCUUAUGAAAACAUUAUGUGGUACUCCCACGUAUCUUGCUCCUGAGGUUCUAAAUUCACUUGGGACUGCUGGAUACAGCCGAGCUGUGGACUGCUGGAGUUUAGGAGUUAUUCUUUUUGUAUGCUUGUGUGGAUAUCCACCAUUUAAUGAGCAAAAUACUCGACUGUCUCUGAAAGAUCAAAUCACUCGUGGAGAAUACACAUUCAUUCCAAAAGAAUGGAAGCAUGUAUCAGAGAUGGCACUGGAUCUUGUGAAGAAGCUGUUAGUAGUGGAUCCAAGCAAACGUCUUACAACAGAGGAAGCCUUAGAGCAUCCUUGGCUUCAGGAUGAGGAUAUGAAGAGAACAUUUCAACAGCUACUUGCUCACACAUGUGCCAGUAUGAAUCCACCACAAACAUCAAAAAUGCCAACCACAACAAGAAAGCGUCUCCAUGAAAAUGAGGAAGAAUCUGGCUCUAAGCGUGCUGUUCCUUCUACAUCAUUUCAGAAAAUGAGGUGAAAAAAAGAGGAAGUGACUUCUGUUAAUUAUAGCUUUUUUAUGAAAAGCAGGAUUUUUUUUAUUUAAGAAAAAUCUUAAUAAUGGAAUAACUGUUGAAGAUGCAAUUGCUAAAUAAAAAUAACUUUGUAAGACUGAA
Phalacrocorax carbo (great cormorant) is the source of this 2724-nucleotide messenger RNA. The record is from RefSeq and is a predicted model, not a curated record. NCBI's taxonomy places the organism in Eukaryota, Metazoa, Chordata, Aves, Suliformes, Phalacrocoracidae.